GUUUGCGGUUCGGUACUUGUCGGUUAUAGUCGUUGACGAGUGUGGUGUUUCAUUUUUUAGCUGGAGAAGUUUUAUGUUGUUUAAUGUUUUAGAAGAAUUUAUGAUGUAAAUUUAACUAACAAUUUGUUACACAAUGGAGGAAUUAACCUCGGGGCUGGAUCCCGACGAAUUAAUGGAUCUAGAUGAACCUGAAGGUUCUGACCUAGAGGACGACGAAGAAGAUCUCAUAGACGAUUCUAUAUCACCGUCGUUUAUGUUAUCGUCGGCUCCGGGUUCAACAACAAAUUCUGUAGCUUCUUCUCCAAUUAGUGAAGAUUUCCCUCCUCCUUUUAAUUUUUCAGGCAAGCCCUUAAAUGUUAAGCGAGGACGUGGUAGACCUAGAAGAGAGGGAGGAAAACCGAGUGCGCCAAGAACCUCAAGGGGAGGUAGCUCAGGCAUAUCUAGAGUGCGCAAACCGAGACCGCCAGGCUUCAGUAGAAGAGGCAUGGGAAAUCGAAGUAUAAGACAAGUAGAUAGGUCUGAUUAUGAUUUGUCUCUAUUUACACCAUCGUCGAUGGAUGAAGGUUUUUUAGAUCCCGAAACAGGUUCAUUUUUAUUUCCUGAUCGUGAAAGGAUAAUUCCAGCUAUGGAUGAACCCCCAUAUUUCCCAGAGCAUUGGCCAGGAAAAGUAUGUGCCUUUUGUAAUUUAGGAGAACGGAGUCAGUUGGGGCAAGGAGAAAUGUUGAGGUUGAAUUGCCCAGAGGGGUUUUCGCCACAAAAAGUUGCGGCUGAACAAAUUUUAGAACGAGCUCUACAACAACCCGGUAAAGACAUAGGAGAUAAAAGCCCUAAAGGACCAGUGACUUGUAGACGUCAAAAAAGUUUUAAUAAAUGUAGACAUCCAUCUAUGAACAGCGAAUACAUCGAUGAAUUAACUAUCAUUGGUUAUAAUGAAGUUUGUGAGUUGAACAGUUUAUUUGAACCAAACGGGCAAUUUUACGUCCAUAGGAAUUGUGCUCUUUGGUCGAAUGGAGUUAAGAGAGCGGAUAAUUUGGCGUUGGUGAAUGUAGGUCCGGUUGUUUUACAGAGUUCAUCCAAAAAGUGUUCUUUCUGUAAUCAUUACGGAGCUAGUGUUACAUGUAAUGUAAACGGUUGUACUAAAAUUUACCAUUAUCCUUGUGCUACAGCCGCCGGUGCCUUUCAGGAAAUUUCUACUAUUACAACUUUUUGUUCCAAUCAUUUAGGACAAGUAGCCAUGCUUACGGAAGCAACAGCUUGCUACACUUGCCGUACCAUGGGAGAUAUAGCUAAUUUAAUGUAUUGCUCCGGUUGUGGGGCACAUUAUCACGGUACCUGUGUCGGUUUAGCACAAUUACCAGGUGUUAGGGCUGGUUGGCAAUGUCGAAAAUGUAGAUGUUGUCAAGUUUGUCGAACAGUAGGAGACGAAUCAAAAUUAAUGUCUUGCGAACAAUGUGAUAAAGUUUACCACGCGGGAUGUCAAAGACCGACAGUAACUUCGAUUCCAAAAUACGGUUGGAAGUGUAGGUGUUGUAGAGUUUGCGGAGAUUGUGGAGCACGAACACCCGGUGCCGGUUUAUCUUCCCGAUGGCACGCACAUUACACCGUCUGCGAUUCAUGUUAUCAACAAAGAAACAAGGGAUUUUCUUGUCCUUUGUGCCACAAAGCUUAUCGAGCUCAUGCUCAUAGAGAAAUGGUACAAUGUUCAAAUUGUAAAAAAUUUGUUCAUGGUACUUGCGACGCCGAAGCCGAUGUUACAACUUAUCAUCAAAAAAAAGAAACGAACCCGGAAUAUGAAUACGUGUGUCUGCAUUGUAAAAAUGCUACCGGUAGACUGAUAACAACUAAAAGAGCAAGUAUCGACGAUCCUUCUGAUAUGUCCGUUUCGCACGAAUCUUUCUAUGACGACACAUCGGAAUUCGAUCUACCAUCACCGGACGAAUUCGCCCGUAGCAUGGGUCUAGGUAAAGGGAAACCGUACAACGCCAGCAAAAUAGCCAAGAAGCGUAUGGUUUUUCCUGCUGGAGGUAGACCGAAAGGUACUGGUAAAGUACCGCCGGGGAAAAUGGGUUUCAUGAAACGCGUUCGCUUAUCAGAUUUCAACAGGAAACGGGGACAGAAAGCGAAAAUGCGCGGAAUAUUCGGAGUGCCCGGUGUCGGUCUUCAAAGACCGGUCGCCGACGGUAAAAACGAAGACGAACCGGGCGUAGAAAAUCGAUUGGUGUUGUGUUCGGCCAAAGAUAAAUUCACUUUGACGCAAGAUAUAUGCGUGAUGUGCGGUGCGGUGGGAAUGGAUCAAGAAGGUUGUCUCAUUUGUUGUGUACAAUGUGGCCAGUGUUACCAUCCGUAUUGUAUUAAUGUGAAAGUGACUAAAGUCGUACUACAAAAAGGUUGGAGGUGUUUGGAUUGUACGGUGUGCGAAGGUUGCGGUCAACGUAACGACGAAGCUCGUUUGAUACUAUGCGACGACUGCGACGUUUCUUUCCAUAUUUAUUGCAUGGAUCCACCGCUCGAUUAUGUGCCUCAGGGUAAUUGGAAAUGUAAAUGGUGCGCCAUGUGUCAAAAUUGCGGAGCUACCGAUCCCGGUUUUAAUUGUACUUGGAUGAAUAGUUCGACGUUAUGCGGACCUUGCGCUUCGCACCUCAAUUGUCCCAGUUGUAGCGAACCGUACAGCGAAGGAGAUCUGAUAAUACAAUGCGUUCAAUGUGAAAGAUGGCUUCACGGUACUUGUGAUUGUAUUAAAUCUGAGGAAGACGCCGAAAAAUGCGCCGAAGAAGGUUAUAAUUGUCUUUUGUGUCGACCCAGAGACGUACCUCCGCCUCAUUUAAUACCGCCUCCGCUUGCCAUUAAACCGCCGACUCCUACGAAAAGUCCUGAAAUGGGUAAAAGCACCAGUUACUAUUUGGACGGUGUUUACCUCAGCGAAAUCGGUAAUAAUUUCAUUAAAGCAUUAACUCUUGAACAUCACGGAUCUAGGAAGAAGAGAAAGAAAUUACCUACGGUACAGGAUAAGGAAGCUGGAAUCAUGGCUACGAUUGAAUCUGUCGUCGCAGGAGGAAACGGAACUAGCGGUUUGGAGGACAGCGCCAAAUUAGAACUUGUCGAUGUCAAAGACGAACCGCAAGAAUUGUAUAAAGAAGGUAUGAUUUGGACUAAAGAAGACGGACCGACUCCGGAAGGUUUCACCGUAUUCACCAUGGAAAGUGGAAUUAGCGUGUUGCGACGAAAGAGACAACGCAAUCUUCAAAAACUCGGAAUCGGUGGAUUUUUAGUUAGAAUGAGGGGUAUCAGAACCGGUCAAGAUAACGACGACAUCGAUCCGACUGUCGGACAGAGUUGUGGUGUUACUUCGAGCGAAACAAUCCAACCGUUACAAAACGAAGGGGAUAAACCCAGAAGGAAACCGAUUCGAAGAAAACCGAAGAGUAAAUUGGCCGAAACUUUCCCGUCGUAUUUGCAAGAAGCAUUUUUCGGGAAGGAACUUUUGGAAACGGUCGAUUGUAAAAAGGAAGUCGACAGUUGUAGCAGCGACGAUGAAAAAUCUAAUAAAUACAGAUCUAUUAAUCUAUCACAAGAUGAACUAAUGGCGGUAGCAGCUGUUUCCGGUAAACAAGAUAAACAAGCGAUAACUAGUAUGAAAGAUAGUCUGAAAGACGUUAAACCAUCUCAUUUCGUUAAAGAAGAAGAGGAUGAUAAUACGGAAGAUCUUAAAGAUGUUUUAGCUCUACCAGGAGAUUUACUUGAUGCCGAUUUAGUGAACAGUAUUAUGGAAGACGAAGAAGAACUUACGAAGAACACUGGAUCUUUGGAAGGUUUAGAUACCAAUUUACAGGAAGACGGCGAACUUGGAGAUACUUUGGGAAGCUCGAGUAAUUCAAAAGAGACCAAAGAUGAAUUGAGUGAUAUUUUAGGACCUCAUUUUAACCUUGAUUCGAUAUCGAACAUAAAUAGCAAAGACGUUGAAGAUAUAUUUAAAGGUGUAUUAACAGACGAAUCGCAAGAAUCACAAGAAAGCAGCAACUUUUCUAUUCAGAAUAAUAACAUUUUCGCUAAUAAUGUCCCUCAACAGAACUUGACGCAACAUCCUAUAAUAACACCGGCGACGGUACGUCCCAAAACUCUACCGAACGUUAGUCAAGUCAAUUUGAAUUCGCCUGUUGGAUUUCCGCCACCGUCACCAUAUCAUUCGGAAUACAGCAAUAGUCCUCAGUUCAGUCCGGCUUUUACCGAAUCGCCUAACGCUUGGGUAGGAGUACCCGAAACGCCGGAAAUCGAUAGUACUAAUGUAGGGGUUCCAUCGACCUACAAUCAACGUUCAUCAGAAAAAAUGAAAGCCGAUGAAAGUUUGGGUAAUGGUGCCACAAUUUCGGCAGUUUUGUACGCCAAUAUGAACCAUCCUGAAUGGAAAAAGGAAUUUCCAAAUUGGUCAGACAGAUAUAAACAGAUAAUUAAAAAAUGGAGGACUUUGAGUCAGGAACAAAAAGCGCCCUAUUUGCAACACGCAAGAGACAACAGGAGUCAGUUGAGGAUGAAAAAAGCUCAACAGUCACAGACCUCCAAGGAUUCUACCGCAUCUACCAUCACCACCACCACCACUACCACCAACACCACAUCCCCGAACGUGAUCAAGCCAGUCCAUGCCGCCCCAGCCCUAGCGACCACCCUUCAGGCAGUAACGCAGCAGUCCGUGGGAGCGGUAUCAACCGCUCCCCCGACUUCCAUAACAGAGGAUCAAGAAAAGAUGGCGCUGCAACAGAAAUCGGCUCGAGAAGCCGAACAGGAACGGCAAUGGAAGCAACUGCAAGCUAUAAGACAACAACAAACACAACAACAGCAGAAUAUUAUACAUGAACAAAGAGUACAAGGUACGCUACGAGGAGAUAUUCCUAUAGCUCGCGUCCAGAGACAGAUUUCCUCGGAUCCGAAUCAACAGUUUUUGUCCGAACAACAGAGCCCUCUGCAGAUUAACACGCCGCAAGAAUUGAGUCCUUCGGCUACGCCGACGCCUAGUCCUCGACAAUUCUUAGGGAUGAAAUCUCCAACGUUUCCUAUUCCUUCUCAAGUUCCUCAAACCGGAAUCAGACAUCCGACACCUUCCCAAUCACCUCAUGACGUAAGUCAAACCGCUACUCCCGACGGUAACGAUUUAUUUAUUCAACCUCCUAAUACACCCAAACCUAAUUUUCCCACUAGGUUACCUACGGACCAGUUCGCGCUCCAAUCCGCUGCUUCUAGACCCCAGUUCGGUAUACCUAGACAACAAUUACAGAAUUUCCCCAAUCAGGAGAUUAACAUCAAUCGACAAUUAAGAGACCUUUUGCAACGGCAACAAGUCAAAAAGUUGGACGAACUACUACCAGGGAAAGUUCAACAACAAAGAAUGUGGCCACCUGCAGAACAAGAAGGGGAAGCUUCAACUAGUACCGGUACUCCGAUUGCUAUUGCCUCAACAGCUGACACGACAUUCCGACAACCUUUACCUCCUAGCGUGGUACGACCGAGAGGAGCUCUUUCUUUACAAGGUAGAACAGCUCCAGGACAAAUUAGAUUAGGACAAAUUGAUGCCAGGAUGCAAGGACUUGAUCCUAGGAUGAGAUUGAUUUUACAACAGCAGCAACAGCGUUUAACAACUGGUAUCCAACAACAAUUUGUGCGUUUUACAUCGGCAGCUGCCCGUCCAGCUACUUUGGAACAGUACGAAUUGUUACAAAGACAAGCUAAUGCUCAAAUCCGCGGUCCCGAACAACAAGGAGCACCUCGUAUGGUCCUAAAUCAAGCUAGCGUUAUUCAAAGACCUCAAGUAGUUCAAGCAGCUCCUACAACUAGCGCAACUGAAAGUAAUUCAAGCGAAGAAGGUAUUCCAGAUAACGUUACAGCAGAACUCGAGAAAUUAGAACAAGAAACUGGUACUAUGGUUGAACUCCAAGGAGUCAGUGAAAUUUUAGGAGGUCUUGGAGACGACGACGACGAACUAUUAGCGGAAAUGGGCGCGGAUUUCAAUAUAUUAGAAUACGCCGAUCCCGAAUUGGAAACAUUAACCGGAGGAAAAACGAAUAUCUUGGAUUUGGAAUUGGAAGAAGAACCGGUGAAGAAAGAAAAAAUAUCGAGCGGUUCGACUCAAUCUACUAAUCCGAGUGUAACUACGAAUUCUAAUACAAUGGAAGCUAAAAAUGAAGAAUCGCAAUCGUCCGUUAAAAAAUCGGAACCAACGCUACCUCCUCCACCACCUCCACCUCUGGCUCUACCUCAACAGCAACCGACUGCGACACAGCACGCGGUUCCGGCUCCCAUUCAACAACAGCCGCAACAUCCUCCCCAAGUGUCGGCACCGCCUACAAUGCAUCUAACACCCAAUCAAAUUCACCAGCAGAUGGUGCACCAAGUCCAACAAGCUGCUGCCCAGGGUAGACCAAUGCCUCCAGGUUCUAAAAUGCAAACUCCUGAUGGUUUUGUCGGUAUUGUCAUGCCGAAUAAUACCGUACAAUUACAAAUACCGCCAAGUUAUCAACAGAGAUUAUUAUUAUUACAACAAUUCCAAAAUCAAAAGCUCCAAAUGCGUGUUGAUAAUACGGCGCCUCGUGUAGCAGUUCAAGUUGGAGCGGUCGGUCCUAGGAUGGUAGCUUCUUCGGUUCCGCCGCCUCCACCUCCGCCUUAUCCAGGACCUCCGCCUCCGUACCCCGGAAAUCCCGCUCAAUCUCAACAACAGGAACAGCCGCUCUUGUUAGAAGACCUUCUAGAACAAGAAAAGAGAGAACAAGAAAAACUACAGAACCAACCGUCUAAUCAAGAAGUUACCUCAUCUACAGGCAAUGAGAACGAAUCUGCUUUACUCAGCGAUCAGGAUUUCGAAAGGCUCAAAGCUGAUGUUUUCAAUACAGGACCAAUAAAUAAUGCCGCUUCUAAUAUCAAUCAAGGUAAUCCUCUACAACCGUGGCAACAACUACCAAACCGACAAAUACCGGCACCGGCACCACAACCUACGAUGGAGGUAACGACAAGAGUCCAGAUGUUUAAUGCUAAUUUAAUACCAGCUCCUCCUCUACCUCCCGAAAAUAUCGCAACGGAUCAAGAUAAACAGACCCAAAUGUUGUACGAACAGUGGCUGAAUCACCAAAACAACGUACUAUCUCAACAAUUGAGAUAUUACGAAACCGAAGUACAAAAAUUAAGGAAAACUAGAAAGUCGUUGAACAGCAAACAGCGACAAUUGAGGAAAUCUGGAAAUCAAUUGACGGAAACGGACGCCGCCGAACUACAAAGAAUAUCAGCUGAACAGGCCAUUUUGCAAAAACACUUGGAAUCGAGUAGAAAACAGAGUCGACAACACGGAAUGUUGAUACAGGAAUACAGAAACAAGCAUCCCGCAUCGAAGCCUAGACAGGAGCAAAUACAAUCGCCUCUAGGUCCACCAUCGACGUCACCUCUUCAUCAUCCGAGUACGUCGCAAUCUCCUAUGCUAUCGCCAUCUUUAUCACCUUUGACACAACAUAAUUCGCCGUUGAAUAGUCCUGGUCCUUUGGUUUCGUCGUCGCCCGGAUCUGGUUCAGUUCACAAUCUGUUACAGAGUCCGAAUAGCGUAACUACAAAUAACAUGUCACCCUUACAGGCGUCGUCUAUGCAAGCUUCACCUAUGCAACCCUCACCUCGAAUAGGUACACCACAUUCCCAAAGUGAAGAAAGUCCGGGACCUGUCCAAUCUCCUUCGCAAGUUUGUCUUCCACCUCCAAUGUCUAGAAUGACUUCUCCCCAACACAGAAGAGUGGUGACUAGUCCUGUAGGAAUGUCCCAAAUGAGAUUUGUCAGUAAUACGGUAUUGCAACAACGAGUACGAAUGCAAUCACCCAUACAAAACUACCAACAAAAAUCGGCGACGCCUUCCCCUCUAAACAGUCCAACUUCCCAACAAAUGAACGUCAAUCAACAACUUCAGCUACAAAAGCUGCAGCAGCAACAACAACAACAACAACAGAAUAUAUUGGAAAAUAAUCAAGGCGAUCCGGGCGUUAUACAUUCUCAAAGGACGACGCAACUUUUGCAACAUAGAAAUUUUAUAAGGCAACAAGGACAAGCUAUCGGACAACCUCAACCUUUAACACCGCAACAGCACCAGAUGAUGAUACAACAACAAAAACAAUUAGCUCAACAACAGCAGCAACAAAUAGCUCAAUUGCAAGUAGCUCGAAUGCAACAACAAAACAAUCCACCGCAUUCUCCUAUGCCACCGAAAAGUCCUAUGAUAAAUCAACAGAUAAUGUCACCGCAUUCUAUGCCACCUUCACCGAUGCAAAUGCCUCCUAAAAGUCCCAUGGUGGCAUUCAAUUCCUCUAAUCAACCAAAUCCGAAUUCUCCCGUAGCACGAAGUCCGGCGUUUCACCAAGGAAUAAAUCAACCACCUACUAGUCCGAUGACUCAUAAUCACAAUCAACCCCCGAGUCCUAUGGCCAGAAGUCCCAUGGUGAAUCAAAAUCAAUCACCGCAUAGUAUAAGGCGACCACCAAGCGCUAAUAGUAGUCCCGCUAUGCCAGAUCGUCCUCUAAGCGUAGAAAAUCCCUCACCGAGAAUGUCUUAUUCAAUAGAUCAUUUAAUGGCAGCAGAUAAUUUACAUAACAAUCACCCUUCAAUGCAAUAUAACGAUAAUUUUAAUAGCGAAGUGACCGAUAAUAAUAUAAGAGAUAAUAUACAAACAGGAGGUGGCAACCCCAACAACCCAUGUAAUCCGAUACCUACCCCACCUGACGUACCCAAAAUUCGUUACUUCAAACUCGGUUUAAGAGGAGGUGCGCCUAUGUGGGGAUUCGGAAGAGGAGCUAAACGUAUCCCAACACCACCGAACUCGCUCAACAACAAACCCGAAGAUAAAAUCGUUAACCAGGAAAAUAUGUUACAGAAAAUGAAAAAGGAACCGCAUUUGAGCAAAGUAUCGAUACUCAAAAGAAAAACGAUACCGCCGGGGAAAAUAGGAUCGCUCGUUAGUACGGAUUACAACGAUUUAGACGACAGUUCCUCGACCCCUCCGAUAACUCCGCCCCUAGCAACAACUAGCAGAGUUCAACAAAAAACUUUUCCGAAAAAAAUACUCGAAUCGAAUUCGAAGGAAUCGGUUAUAGUGAUGCACAGUCCGGAAAGUAAACAAUUAGACAUGAUGGAUUACGACGAUGAUACUAAUACCGUGUUAUCGGCGGAAGUUUCUCUAAGUUCGGCUGCUCAAAACGACGAAGAUAUGGUGGAAAUCGAAACGUUAUCUCAACAAGAUUUGGCAGAAGGAUUAUCGAGUCCGUUGGAAUCGGAUCAAAUAGCCGACGAAUAUCUAUUGUUUCCCGGUAAUAUGGUAGUAGAUUUAUCCGCCGGGGAACAUUUUUCCGAGAAAGAAGAAGACGAAACGGCAGACGAAGAAUUCAACGACGAUAAUAUGCAUAUUGUAAUCCGAAGUCCGACUACAAGCGACGACGAAUACAUAAUGCAGAGUAAAGGGAAAAAAUUCGAUACGCCCGAAUCGCCCGAUCAAGAAGAUAACGAACCGUCUCCGGACAUUAUGAAUUACGAAGAUAUGACCGAUCAGAGUAAUAAUACUCUAGAAGAAUCGAUUUCGACAAAAGAAGAUUUCGAAGAAUUGAUCGACGAAGGCUCGAGAAAAAAUAGUUUGUCCAAACAAGAAGUGACUGCUAAGCAUAUAAACGAGUUUCACAAAUACGCCGGGUUUUUAAAUUAUUCCAAAAGUAUAGCGCAAACAACGGCAACGCAAAGCAAAAAGGCAACACCGGCUAAGAUAGCUCUAGUCACCGGACCGAUUAUUCACAAUUUGACAACGACGAAAACGAAUCCUUCACAAACGCAAAAAGUUACCAGCAUUAUUUUAACUCAUAAUUCGGCUUUGAGACGAAACGUUUUAAACGUACCGAAAAUAGUUAGUACCGUAUCACCGGCGAUAACAAUAGUGAGCGCCAGUACUUCCCAAAUGGCGUCGAUAUUACCAUCCAAUUUUACGGUACCGGUUAUAAGUGCGAGCGCGGUACGUCAACUGUCUAACGUUAAAGUUAUCGAUAAACCAUCAUCGUCGUCAUCAACUUUAUCGAUAUCUAAAGAUAACGUUUUACCUAAAAAAAUAUUCGAAGACGAUUCGGUUUCACCGGAUAGCAGUAAUUGCGACGACGAUAAAUCCAAAGAUUCCUUCGACGAUAAAACAAGACCGGAAACAACAUCAGAAAUGAAAUCGACACUAUUUAAACCGGAACAAUCGAAAAAAGUUGAACAUUUACAAGUUACGAAUUUAUCUUCGAAAGAAUUCGUAACUAAACGAAGAAUCCCCAGCCCGGUUAUAAUCCAUAACACGCCCGAACUUAAAAUGACAGCUCAAAUAAUCCAAGAAAGUCAAACUAGAAUGAAAAUGACGGCCACAACGGAAACGAUCGAUUCGUACGAUUCAAUCGACGAUACGAAAUCAGUAGUUAUAUCGAUUCCUUCACCGACUCCUUCACAAGAACAAAUGUUGGAUAACAUAGCUUUCCAAGCGUUGGAAAAUCGACGUAGAGAAUUCGAUUCUAUCGAAGACGUUUUGGAUAUGAUAGAAAAUAUAACAGCAGAACCGCCGGCUAUAUUAGAAGAAAAUAAAACCGAUACUAAUAACGUAGAAAGUAAAGAAAAAGAAAUUAAUAAAUCGGAAUCGACUAAAUCAUCGGUACCACAAUUAUCUCCACUAUCACAACCGACCGAUUUAACUACGAACAUGGCUAACGCUUCACAACAAUUAAGAACUUUAUUAUCUUCCCUACAAACUACUUCUACUUCUUCCCCUACUAACGUACAAUCAAUGGUAAAAAAUUUCGGUCAUAAAAUUAGUAGUAGCUCUUCACCUACCGCUAGUCAACCGAUAGUCGCUUCACGAGUAAUACAACAAGCGGGAAGACAAUCACCGGUAGUAACCACCAUGAAUACCGUAAUAGUACCGAAUUUAAAACAAAAAGUCACUUCUUCGAACAGUACUUCGAGAAAUAGUCCCGUAAAAUCCACCACAUCCCAAGUCAUUACUUCCACCGUUAAUUAUAGAACGAUAGGGGGAAUACAAUUGAUGCCGGAUCAUCCUAAACUACCGCCGGUUACCAUACAACCGAAUACUUCGAUACAAAAACCCACAACUACGCAAAGCGAUAAUAAAAAACCAUCAUUAACGUUAACAGCGAUGUUACAAAAUCAACCGGCCGCUAAUAUGAUGACCAAAUCGACGGCGGAUACUAUAACCGCCGCUAGUUUAUUAGGCUCGCCGAUCAGUUUACCUAAAACCGGUUUCACUACUUCACUAGUUCAAGCGCAACCUACCGUAGUAGUACCGAUCAUAUCGACAUCGAUACAAAAUCAAACCUCUAACGUAACAUCAGUUAAACCGACCGCGGUUAAAACCACUACGGACACCGUUAGUGCGGCUAAUUUAAUCGGCGGUAGUUUAACCAAAACCGUUAGUAAUCCGACGUUGCUACAAACGAACGCGACUACUACGGUUCCGAAUAAUAACAGACUUCAACAACAUUCGACUACUAAUUUAUUACAUAGUCAAUUGACUAAAGUAGUUAGAAGUAAAUCGGUCGAUGAUAUUAAAGAAAUAAAACAAGAAGAUAAAAUCGAUGAUAAUAUAACGGAAGAUAAUAAAAUAACCGGUUGUAAAUUAUCCGCCAUAUCUACACCGAUGGUAAAUAAAACAGACGAUUCUCAAAACGUAUUAUUGAAAAAAUUAUUACAGAAUACGGCUUGCGCCAGUACUCAAUCCCCACCUCCUAUCGGUACUACUAACGUUUCGGUUUCUAAAGUUCCCAUUCGAGAAACUUCUUUCGUAUCGAGUCCGAGCGUAGUAGAACAACAACCGACUACACCUACCGUUACUACUGGACAACAAUUCGAUAAUAAAAAGUGUUUACCGCCUAGUAGAACUCCUAGCAGGGACGAUUUAUUAACCACUAGAUCGUUGAAUAAUAAUCAAGAACCGCAAACUACUUCGUCGAUUAAAAAAGAAGUAUCUGUACCACCACCACAACCUAGUCCUCUAUUACCUACGAACGAAGUUAAAAAAGAAUUUAUAGACGAAUCUUCCCAACAAUCCGAAAUAUCCGAUUACAGUCGACCCGAUAUACCGAUCAAAGAAGAAAUGGAAAAUAUAGAAACCGCCGCCGAAAAAGCGAUAAUAGAUAAAGAGGAAUUGAAAAAACAAAAGAGGAGAAUGUACCAACAAAAGAGACGACAAAAUCAGAUAUUGAAUAAAGAAUUGACCGGUCAACCGAAGAAAAGAGCGAGGAAAUAUUCGAAAAUAGAAGAAGAUUACGAUACGUAUAUCGAUGGGGUGUUGGCUCAAUUGAGACAGUUACCGCCUAUAACCGUAUCGGAACCGAUAUUGAAUCGAAAUUUCGGUAUAGUACCGUUAUUCGGUUCGGGGGAUAUGUCCAAAAUCGAUACCAAGGAAUAUUCGACUCAAUUCGGCGAUUUGGAAGGUACGUACGGACACGCCGAAUUACCCGGUUAUACGGACUUUUAUUCGACGAAACCGUACGGCGAUUUGGAUCCGAUACCGGAAAAAUUACCGGCAUCGACUCAUCGGGGUUUUUACGAUCAAGAAUUCCCGUUGAUUAGAUUCGAUACGGAGGAACAUAAAAAAUUCGAUAUGUUUUGUCGAGAAGAUACGCCGGAUAGUAUAUUGAGUAGUUCGAGUCCGGAAUGCGUCGAUAUCGAACCGCCUUGUAAAUUUAUGGGAUUGAGAUUGAUUAGCGAUAGCGAAGAGGAAGACGAAAACGACGUCGAUAGAGAAAUGAAUCGAUCGAAGAAUCGAUUAUCGCCGAUCGUACCGAUGAUUAGACCGGUGCCGAUUAGACUGAAACCCGUCGGUGGAACGUACGUCAAGGAAAAUGCCAGUGAUAACAAAGAAAAUGUCAAUACAGAUCCCGUAACGUCGAAAAACAAAUCGGAAAAUAAACCAUUCGUACCGACCAAAGAUUCCGGUCACGUAACAGUAACUUUAACAUUAACAUCAUCUGCUGCUGAAGAUAUCAUGGGGGUACUAAGAGAUUUAGCUAACAUCCUACAUAUACCUGCACCUACCAGUUACCAAAUAGUAGAAAGGACCACGACACCGCCGAGUCAAAAAUUGGGUUUGUACAGAACGAAAGGCAAAGACGGAAAAGAAGGAGCUCCAAUCGAUAUUCAAAGCAUCCUCAACGGCGCUACCAAAUUCUGUAAACAUUGCGACGUUAUUAUCUUGAGCAACAUGAUACGAAGAAAAGUCUCUGAUCUACCUUUCUUAGCCAAAGAUUCCGAACUAUUGAGCGACGGAGAGGAAUUAUUCUUCUGCAGCUCCACGUGUUACAUGCAGUUCGCCCUUAUGCACAGAUCACCGUCUAUAUCAGAAGAUAAAGCCGCCGAAAUCAUCAAUCAUCUAUCGCAGAAAGACAAUUUCGAAACUAAAAAUAAAAAUGCGGAAUCGUUGGAUAAUAAAUCGUUGGUGUCUCAAAGAUUAUCCUUCGGGAACCGAGAAUUGAAAAAAGAAUACGAAUCGAUGGAUACCAACGAUUAUUACGGUUACCUCAAUAAUACCGAAAAGAAAAACGUCGGCGGACGAAUGUUCGAUUGUUCGACUUACAAUAAACCUCCUGCUAGAUUAUACAAAAACGUCAGGUACAAAUUUUGGGCUCCGGGUUGUUUACAACCCAAUCAGAAACACAAGAUACCUACAGAUAAAGAGAUCAUGGAAUUGUUGUAUAGAAUGCAGAUCACGGUAAUGCCGCAAUUUAUGCCGGAGGAUAUUAGAAAGUGCAUGUUUUGUCAAGGUAUUGGUGAUGGAGUAGCUGACGGUCCUGCGCGGCUACUAAAUUUCGAAGUAGAUAAAUGGGUGCACUUGAACUGCGGACUUUGGUCCGACGGUGUGUACGAGACCGUAAACGGGGCUUUAAUGAACGUAGAAAACGCUCUGCGUACAAGUUUAACAACCACUUGUAUACAUUGUAAUACGUUAGGAGCGACUAUAAGAUGUUUUAAAACGCGUUGUUCGAGCGUUUAUCAUUUAUCUUGCGCCGUAAAAGAUAAAUGCGUAUUUUACAAAAACAAAACCGUAUACUGCGUAGCGCACGUUCCUAAAAACGAAAAAGAUAACGAAUUGACCACGUUAUCGGUAUCGAGGAGAGUUUACGUGAACAGGGACGAAAAUAGACAAGUCGCCGCCGUUAUGCAUCACACCGAUACCGACGAUCUACUCAGAGUCGGUAAUUUGAUAUUCCUAAACGUGGGACAGUUACUGCCGCAUCAAUUAAAAAAUUUCCAUACGCCGAAUUACAUCUACCCCAUCGGUUACAAAAUAAUAAGAUUCUAUUGGAGCAUGAAGAAACUGAAUAAACGGUGUAAAUAUAUUUGUUCGAUUCACGAAGUAUUCGGUAGACCGGAAUUUAGAGUUUUGGUCCAAGAACCGCCCGAAGAAGAUGUCGAAUUCGUGGAUCCGACGCCGAAAGGAGCUUGGCAAAAGAUAUUGGAUCAAGUGGCGUCGCUUCGAAGGGAAAACGAUUGUCUUCAAAUGUUUCCGAAAUUCACUACCGGUGAAGAUAUGUUCGGUCUAACUGAACCUGCUAUAGUUAGGGUAUUGGAAAGUAUGCCCGGUAUCGAUACAUUAUCCGAUUACAAAUUCAAAUACGGUCGAAAUCCUUUAUUAGAAUUGCCGUUGGCUAUAAAUCCUACCGGUUGUGCUAGAACCGAACCCAGAUUGAGGAAUCAGAUGCAUUGGAAACGUUCGCAUACUCAAAGGACGGUAUUAUCUACGGUCCGACCUAUUUUCGGUCCUUCCACUGCCGGAUCCGUUCCGAAUACGACGACUUUGGGCGAAUUGUCGUGUCCUUAUAGUAAACAGUUUGUACAUUCCAAGAGUUCGCAAUAUAAAAAGAUGAAACAAGAAUGGAGAAAUAAUGUUUAUUUGGCGAGAUCAAAAAUUCAAGGUUUGGGUUUAUACGCCGCCAGAGACCUAGAAAAACAUACCAUGGUCAUUGAGUACAUAGGAGAACUUAUAAGAACAGAAUUAGCAGAAUGUAGAGAAAAACAAUACGAAGCUAAAAAUCGAGGAAUAUACAUGUUCCGAUUGGACGAAGAACGAGUGGUAGAUGCCACUUUAUGUGGAGGCCUGGCGAGAUACAUCAAUCACUCAUGUAACCCGAAUUGUGUAGCUGAAACGGUCGAAGUAGACAGAGAUGUCAAAAUAAUCAUUUUUUCAAAAAGAAGAAUACUAAGAGGGGAAGAGUUAUCUUAUGACUACAAAUUCGAUAUAGAGGAUGAUCAGAAUAAGAUUUCUUGUAUGUGCGGCGCACCGAAUUGUCGCAAAUGGAUGAAUUAAGGCUUUGUUGCAAUAUUAUUAAUUAUGACAAUGUAAAUAAUCUAUUUACGUAAAUAAUUUUUUUUGUAUGUCGAUAUACGACGGUUUAUAGUGCCAUUUUUAUCGAUUGCGAUUUGUAUACAUUCCACUAAUAAAUAGCAAAAAACGAUUGACGAAAAAAAACGAUGGAAUUUAUUUUUCAUUGGAAUUAAAUUAAAAAAAAAAUAUUUACCAAAUAAAAAACAGAAAUUGUGUAACUGCCAUUCGAGUAAUAGAAAAAAUAAAUCCCGUAACGAUUUUUUUUUGUCAUUUGGACUAUUAUACGGAAAUGGAAACGUCGUUUGGAUUAUUUAUCGUGAGAUGGUAUUUUGAUAUACAAUAAUUAGGGACCAAAUAGGAAUAUUUUAUCAUUUCGUGAGUAAAUACGUUAAAUAUUAGCUUUUGGAGACUAGUCCCUAUUAUUUAGGUCGAUCGGUGGGUAGUUUUAUAAGAAAAUUAGAAGAAGAAAAACCGUUAAACAUUCGAUUAGUAAAUGGCGUAAGGAAUAUCGUUUUUUACCUUUCUGAAGGUUUAUACAAGAAUAAUUUUGAUUUAUACAUAUUUUAAAUGGUGGAAAUUUGACGAUUUUUCUCGAAAUUUUCUCAUUAUUUCAACUACCGAUCUUCGAAUCAUUGUUAUUCUCUAACAUUAGAUGUUUGUAUAUAUAAGCAAUUUAUUUAUUUAUUUCUUUAUAAACAAUAACUGCGCGAAUAUUGUAAAUAAUGUAAGAAAUGGAAACGCCGUUGUUGAGUAUAUAUAUAUAUAUAUAUAUAUAUAUAUAUAUAUAUAUAUAUAUAUAUAUAAAGAAAAUACAAAAAUUUUAUUUCUAUUGUAGAUCGAGUGAUUUCGUUGCCAAAAAUGACGUUAAACUAAUCAAAAACUAAUUUGGAGCAUAAAUGUGUUAUUUUAAACCUUAAUCCAUUUGAUUUUCUCCAUUUCUUUCAGUAUCUAAUGUUUUUAAUUUUGUUCGGUUGUCUUUAUAUUGGAAACGUUACUCAAACGACUCUCAAUUUCUUUAAACUGUUUUUCUCUAUCUCUAAUUCCGUCUAAUUAUCCUAUACCUCAUUUGAGCCCAUUCACGUUCUUUGCUUGAUCCUAAUGUCUCCUAAUACCCCGGUCAAUUUAGACAUUAGAAUUACAUAAAUUCUCUAUAAGCUGAAAAUUAGUAAAAUAAAAAUAUUAAUAAUAAAAUAAUAAAAGUUUUUUGCGAUUUUCACAAAAUUAUUCACUUCAAUUGUUUAGUUUCCUUUAUUUCUUCAUUAAUUUCUACAAUAUCAUCUGCAUAUUAUCUUGGAUCACUAAUUUAUAUUCAACCAAAUAUUUUUUUCUGUAAGUUGAUUAUUUUAAAACUUUAUACAGGGUCAAAAACAAUUAAUAACUAUCUAAAAAUAUUCAUCAAAGUUUGUAUUGAACUUUACUGAAUGUGUGUGCUAAUAAAGGUCAUUUUUGGUAAACUAAUUAAGAAUUGCCGUGCAAUAUUAACUUUAUAAGUUUUUAUAAACAAAAAAAUAUUGUAAUUAUUUUUUUUAAGAAAAAAAACUUUUUGCAUAGGUAAUGUUUUUGUAAAUAUUCUUUUUUGAAAGAAGAUAAUUUUAUUUUGAUUGGAUAAUUUGAUUUUUAUAUAGUUUUUAUUGUUUUAUCUUUUUUUUAAUUCUAGAUGAGUGACAAAAUUCACUUUUUAUUAGAUUAAUUCUUUAUUAAAAAUAAAAAAAACAUACAUACAUAGUAGUGUGUUUAUUUGUACAAGUUUUAUUUGUAUCUGUAAAAUAUGUAAAUACAAAAAAUGGAAUAUUAAGAAAUUG
This is a messenger RNA of Diorhabda sublineata, 17163 nucleotides long. RefSeq names its product histone-lysine N-methyltransferase 2C-like. Gene Ontology annotation, cellular component: MLL3/4 complex; nucleus. Gene Ontology annotation, molecular function: transcription coactivator activity; histone binding; histone H3K4 methyltransferase activity. The record is from RefSeq and is a predicted model, not a curated record. The transcript is spliced from 36 exons. Gene Ontology annotation, biological process: positive regulation of transcription by RNA polymerase II. NCBI's taxonomy places the organism in Eukaryota, Metazoa, Arthropoda, Insecta, Coleoptera, Chrysomelidae. The coding region runs from base 134 to 15343 and encodes 5069 amino acids.